Caenorhabditis angaria is the source of this 2337-nucleotide messenger RNA. Lineage: Eukaryota; Metazoa; Nematoda; Chromadorea; Rhabditida; Rhabditidae. The record is from the annotation of a GenBank genome assembly.
AUGCCGGAUUUAACAUCACCAACGCCAUCUGAUCCGGUAAUUAAAUCCUACUUUUUUUUUAAAUUUCCAAAUUAUAUUUUGUUUACAGUUUUACGAAAAUAUCGAUGAAUUGGUGCAGUUAAAACGACCAUCAGUUUCAGAAUUUCUGAAAUCUUUGCCUCCACCACCGCCUCCAAAUUAUGAUGAAGUUGAUUGCUCUCAAUUUUUUGCUACUAAUCGGUACGAUCUUUAAGUUUCAGUUUUCAAUGUUUUUUUCAUUUCCGAUGAUCUCGAAAACCGGUUAUUCUAGUAUUUACUAUAAGUCAAGUAGAUAUCUUUUAAUGAACGAACACUUGAAAAUAUUUAUGAAUGAAGAAAUGAAUGAUACUAGGAUAUACAAAACACAAACUAUAUUGGUUAUCCGGGUUUUUUCAAAGAAAAGUGAAAAAAAUCAAAAGUGGGAGAUGAAAUUUUUUGAAGCGUUGAUCAUUCAGAAACAAUAACAGUCACACUUAUUUUCUUGAUUUCAUUAAUCACUUUCUUUGUUGUACUGAUAAGUGAUUUAAACCGAAGCAAAUCCAAAAAUAUAUUUUUUAUGAAAAAAGUAACUAACAAUUUUUUGUAAAUAGAAAAGAUAGUAAUGUUUGAAUUUUUGAGUUAUCUGAAUUUGAGCACAAAAUGGGAUUUCGACUAUCUUUGAGCUUUCGAAGAAUAGUUAAAUGAGAAAACUUAUUCAGUCAAAAACGCCAUCCUUAUCCUAUUUCGAGCUAUGGGAAAUUUGGGGUAAUCAAUCAGACAUGACCUUGUUAUUCGUGCCUUGAAAUUUCGUUUUUUGGUUCAUUGAUAACUUUUUGAGGAGCUUUAAAAAAUUUACAAUACAAUUUUCUGCUCGUGUAAAAUUUUCCAAGUAAAAAAAACAAACUCCAAAAAUUUCUAACUGGAUUUUAGAACAUUUUUCAAAAUUCAAAUUUCUUUUUUAUCUGCUUCCAUUAUUUUUCUAACAAAUUCUAAAAUAAUCACAAUGAAACAAUUUGUAGAAUCUAGUCUCAUCCAAUUAGCGAACUACUUUUUUGUUCUUCGGUCAUGAUAUAUUUUUUUCAGAACAUCUUCAACUUCAUCAAAUUCUUCAAAUGUAUCCGAGAAAAACCAACAGAAAGCAAUGCUUUCAACAAAAUUGAAAACAAUGGCUGGAAAAGAAAAACUAUCAACAUCGUCAUCCCUAACAUCGUCAUGUUCAUCAAGUGUUUCUUCAUCAGCUUCAUCUCGCCGAUAUAUUAUUUCAAAUAACAAUAUAAGCAAAAACAACAACAACAACAAUAGUAAUAUUAUUUCUAAUAAUCAAAUCAAUUCAAAAUCUCCGCCUAUUUCUUCUCUGGUUCCUCCUAAUUCGUCUUCAUUUUCCUCCAAUUUUUCUUGUUACGAUAUGCGGCCACUUUCAUUACCGCAUAAAGAAAUGCAAAGAAUCGAAAGAGAACAAUCUCAUAGGUCGGUUUUUGAUCCCGAAUUUCAGAACGAUAAUAAUAAUAAUAAUCAUAAAAUAAGAAAUUCUGAAAGUUCUCUAAAUAUUCCUUGUUAUUAUUUUUGUAUUCCUUCAUGUUCAAUAAGGUAAGAAAAAUAUUUUCAAGAAGUUGUACACUUCAAUUUUUCUUUAAAAUAACUAAUUCAUCAUAUUUCACACUAUUAAAAAGUUUUAUUGCGUAAUACUUGGAUAUUACGAUUUUUCUGGCUAACAAAAAUGAUAUCAUCUAGUGAAAAUAUUGUUCGGUGAUCAUUGGGAUAUUAGAAAUAUCUCAUAAAUUUCGGAUAUUUUAUUAAACCUAAAAGAUCACGUACAAAUCAAACAAGGAUUCAAAUUGAUUGCGUUAAUUACGCAAUGACGUAUUUGUUAAUUUAUAGAAAACAUAAGAAGAACAAGUUUUUUGUUUGGAAAUGAAAUGAAUAAUUAUCGAGUGACCGAUUCAUGUAAAUCUUGACCCAUUUCAUUUUUCCGGGAUAAAAUCAAUUAAAAUGUUUUUUUUUGCAACUUAGAACAAUGUCCACAAAGGUGGCAACAUUUUCAAGAUAACUGAAAGAUUUUUGCAGACCGGGGGAGGGGGUUAAGUUCUGAUUUCACAUCAUAGUUGAAGAAGCAUAAUAAGCUCUCUGGACAAUACUAUGCUCGAGCCACUCCUCUGUGAACUCUCAACGUUCAAAAAUUGCACAUUUUUACAUUUAUAACCUAAUCAAAUAUAUUUUUCCAGAGUUCUGAUCAUCACUCUUCUUAUCAUAACAAUUGUCAUAAUUCUGAUUGCAUUUUCAAUUUAUAUGUAUUAUGAUCAAAUUGAGCAACAUCUCAACACAAUUGCAGAAAGUUUUUAA